AUGUCAGGUGAGAUGAGGAACGAUCUGUACAUCACUCUGGAGAAAGGCGAGUUUGAGAAGGGUGGGAAGACCGUAGCCAGAAACGUGGAGGUCACUGUAUAUGCGCUGGAUGCUGAUGGCCAAAUUCUCAGGGGCUAUGUAGCAGCAGGUUCAGGGGAGCCGGGUGCAGAUGAGUACCUUUCCUUUGUACUCUAUCACAACAACAGUCCACGAUGGGCUGAACAGAUCAAGCUGCCCAUCCCAGUGGAUAUGUUCCGCGGCUCCCACGUGCGCUUCGAGUUCCGCCACUGCUCCACAAAAGACAAGGGAGAGAAGAAGCUUUUUGGAUUUUCCUUUGUUCCUUUAAUGCGAGAAGAUGGACGGACCCUGCAAGACGGCACCCAUGAGCUCAUCGUCCAUAAGUGCGAGGAGAAUACUAAUCUUGAUGAUUGCUCUCGCUACCUCAAACUACCUUUCUACAAACCUAACCAGCCAGGCAACAACCAAGCCGUGAAGGGCAGCAAGGAGUCAUUCUGGAUAACCUCUUUCCUCUGCUCCACCAAACUCACCCAGAACGGUGAUAUGCUGGACUUGUUGAAAUGGAGAGCUCAUCCAGAAAGUAUUGGUGACAGCUUGUCCAAACUAAAAGACAUCGACGGCUCUGAAAUAGUCAAGUUUUUACAGGAUACACUGGAUGCACUCUUCGGCAUCUUAGAUGAAAGCUCUCAGAGAUAUGGCCUCAAAGUCUUUGAUUGUCUUGUGCAUAUUAUAAACCUGCUCCAGGACAGUAAAUUCCAACACUUUAAACCAGUCAUGGACACGUAUAUCGAGGGUCACUUCGCAGGAGCUCUUUCAUACAGGGACCUGAUAAAGGUGCUGAAAUGGUAUGUGGAUCGCAUCAUCGAAGCUGAACAUCAAGAGCACAUCCAGCGUGUUCUCAAGGCGACCGAGUACAUCUUUAAGUACAUUAUCCAGUCACGACGGCUUUUUGCUCUAGCUACUGGCAACCAGAACGAGGAGGAGUUCCGAUGCUGUAUACACGAGCUCUUCAUGUCUAUUCACUUCUUCCUGUCCCAGAAGAGUAGGGGCACAGGACCCAUCGCUCACACACAGGUUGUGUUUUUGCAGGCAUUUCCUGCAGUCUAUGGGGAGCUGCUAAAGCUCUUCACUGUCAGAGAGGUGGCCUCGUUUGUUCGAGAGACCCUGGGCAGUCUGCCCACCGCCUCUCUACCAGACUGCCCCCUAGAGGCCGUCAAACUGCACUGCAUCUCUAAGACUGUGGAAAGCCAGCUUUACACCAACCCUGAGUCGAGGUGUAUUCUGCUGCCGGUGGUCUUGCGGCUGUUACACACUCACAUGCAGGAGCAGAAAGAUCUGGUGAUGGGUGCCCAAAUCCUUACCAACAUGCUUUCAUUUAUUAAGAAAAAUGACAUGGUAAGUCUUGCCUAG
Trichomycterus rosablanca is the source of this 1428-nucleotide messenger RNA. RefSeq names its product dedicator of cytokinesis protein 4-like. Gene Ontology annotation, biological process: cell chemotaxis; small GTPase-mediated signal transduction. Lineage: Eukaryota; Metazoa; Chordata; Actinopteri; Siluriformes; Trichomycteridae. The coding region runs from base 1 to 1428 and encodes 475 amino acids. The transcript is spliced from 12 exons. Gene Ontology annotation, cellular component: cytoplasm; plasma membrane. Gene Ontology annotation, molecular function: guanyl-nucleotide exchange factor activity; small GTPase binding. The record is from RefSeq and is a predicted model, not a curated record.